Molecule: messenger RNA, 1141 nt
Organism: Ectocarpus siliculosus
Lineage: Eukaryota; Phaeophyceae; Ectocarpales; Ectocarpaceae
Source: the annotation of a GenBank genome assembly
GCCGCGAUGAUGUCAGGAGCCAUUCCCGAGAUCGAGACCUUCGAGGAGGAAGAGCUAACGAACGCUCGCCUCAUGAUCGAACAAGAGGCUGAGGACGACAACCAGGAGCUCCCUUCGCUGGAGGAGUUCAACGCCACUUGGGAGGCGUGCUUCUCGGAGUGGGCGUACUUCCCCAGCAGGAACGCCUACGGCAGGAUCUCCACCGCCACGAAGGCCGACAGGAUCGAGUCCGCCAAGCACCGCUUCGAGGCUCUUCGCGCUGAGGCCGACGCCCAAGCCGGCCGCGCUCGGAAGCUGGAAGCUCGCCUCAAGAUGCGUCUCGGGGGCUACGCCAAGGUGGCCGACCAGCGAGCGGCCGGGCUCAACCGCGUGCAACAGGAGGUCGAGAACGCCCAGAUCGAGUCCUCGUGCCACAGUAUGCUGCUUGCCAACGAGACCGCCGCCAUACCCCGCCGCAUCGCCGACGCCGAGGGCAGGGCGGCCCUGGAAGCUGAGGCGGAGGAACUAUUGCAGGCGGAGUACCAGAGGCUAGUGGAGGAGAAGGCUGCGCUGUUGGCUGCCAGGGCCGCCGCUAGGAAGGAGGCUUCUGCCAAGAAGACGGCCGCCAAGCGUGCGAGGCGGGCGCAGGAGGAAAAGGAAAUGCUGGAGGAGGAGGAAGAGGAGAGGAAGAAGAGUGCUGCUGUGGUCGCUGGUGCCAAAUCGAAGGCGGGCGCCCCGGAGGCUAUGGUCUUGGAGAGCGAGGAGUCCACGGAGCCCCCCAAGGAGGCCGCAGCGGUCAUCGCCGCCGCCUCCUAGAAGUCAACGGAAAAAAGCCAACGGAAAAACGUGAAGUAGAACAACGAAAGCAUAGCAACAUAGCUGCUGUUGCUGCUGUUGCUGCUGCUCGAGCGUCUUGUAGGGAAGAGUUAUGAGCUACAGCAUUACCUUCUUUGUUUUGAUCGUAUUCAGUUUUUCUCUUGCCUUGUUCUGUCCAAUCGACGUUGCCGAGUCAAUGUGUGCUUGCUUAGUCCAUUUUUUUUUUUUUCCGUUCUCGUGGUCUCGUCGGUGGAAAGAGGGAGGGAGAAGAGAAGCCUGCACGUUUGUCAAGAGAGGAUGCUAACAUACGCUUGUCCCGUCACACGUUGAGGAGAAUUCAGCGCAA